Molecule: messenger RNA, 1485 nt
Organism: Cornus florida
Lineage: Eukaryota; Viridiplantae; Streptophyta; Magnoliopsida; Cornales; Cornaceae
Exons: 4
Coding region: 182-1138 (318 amino acids)
Source: RefSeq, a predicted model, not a curated record
AGCGCUCAAACGUGAGUUCUCUUUUUAUAUAACCGACUGUUUUGUUGAGAUAUUUGAAAAGUCAAACAAAUCAGUGGUUCAACAAAGUAGAGCUCUUCAUAUGACAAGGGAGGGACUCCUAAAGUAGCAUUACUCAAUAAGAUAUUAACAAGCGUCGUUAGUUCUCUCGAGUGUCGAAAAAAUGACCAGGAAAGUCACCCGUUGCACUGGAAACUACUCGUCUAAAACUCCGCUCAUCGCCGGACGUGGUGGUGAGCGUGAACGCCGACAAGUUUGGAAAAAAUUUGAGCGGCUAGUUAGGAAUCUGAGUCUGGUGGCGGCAAAUGUCUCGUUGAUCGGCGUUUACGUUGCCUUUAGGGGUUCGAAGCUGGAUCACCACUUAGGGUUCCACCCGAUAUGGCUUCCGAUCCUGCUCUUCAUCGCCCAUCUCGCUGUCACUGUGAUUCUCCGCAUGAGGCGACCUUUUCACCCCCGCCAAUUCUUCUCCGGCAUGAUCUUCAAGGCCACUGCCGACUGGCUCUCCAUGAUUUUCACCGGGCUUAUCACAUAUCAGGUAUCUGGGUCAAGACGUCACUACGUCUCUCCUUCUCCUGGAUUCGAUUACUAUAUCUUCAACUGCACCAAUCCUUUAGGUGUUUCAUCCAUGCUGCCGGAAUUGAGCUUCACUGGGCAGCAAAUUUUAGAUCCAUCAUCCUCCCUUACAUUGAACCCUAAUCCUAACAUACUUGACUUGAUCUUAGGUGGGUGUAACGAGCCAAUUUUAGUUCCUCCAUCCUCUCUCAAAACAUUGAACACCAACUCUAACCUACUUGACUGGCAAAUUGUUGUGGCACAAGCUCUACUGGCACUUUAUUCCCUGGCCAUGGCCACCCUUCUCCGCCCCGGGCUGUCGUAUACCCCAACCGAUAGAUUACUCUAUAUCGUCAUCUUUUUCUCAUUUCAUCUCUACGCGGACUUGGAGUACCCCUGCUUGGCUUUUGGGGCUUUAUCCAUCUACACCUUUCUCUUGCUUUGCAUCGAAGGUUAUAUUGAGCAUCGUGCCCAGGAUGCUCCAGACACACAGACUCUGGCACAAAGAGGUGAGCUAGCUCCAGUGCGAAGGGCCGCGAUGCGUCCACAGAGACAGCACCAAGCAUGAGCAUUAAUGGCUAGGAAAUGAUGAUUCCUCUCGCAUUUUUUGGGCUUUGUAUCUGGAGAGCACUACAUGUUGCAGAUCAGAAAUGGAACCUUAGGCAAUGGAGUAGGUGGUGUGCCCGGUUGAUGAAGAACAUAUUUUCGUUGAAUUGUUUAACGAGUAUGCAAUUUGGUUAGAGAACAUACAAUGUCUCUAUCAAUCAUACUCUUUGGAUUUCUUUUCUGUUCCAUAGAUCUGAAUCCUUUCUCAAGUAUGUAAAUUCUUCAGCAUUGCACAUUUUCUUUGUUGCUUAUGGUGCUCUAAACUUGAUCUUCAUUUAUGGCAAUGCAUGGUAGUUACUGUUGUGGAGA